AUGUUGAAUCAUAAUCCCGAAAGAUUUGAUCCAAGCACUACGUCAUGUACUAUGCCGUUUAUAAAGGACGGUGAAAUCGUAAGAGUUCCGGAUUCAACGGUUUAUACAGCUGUUCAAAACAGUUUACAAAACAUUUUAGCGAAUAUCUUUAAUUCAGAAACUACAGAAAUAAAAUUACCGUAUAUAACAGAUGCUAAAGAAAUUAAAUCAAAAACGACAACAUUAUUUACGUCACUUAAUGAUUUAAUGACUUAUAUCAUUAAUAUUCCUGCACCAACUACAGCAUUUGAUCCAAACUCGACGGUUUGCAGUGUACCUUUCAUAAAUGACAGUUCAUUAAUUACUUUAAGGGAUUCGACAGUAAAUGAAUCAUUAAAGGCUUCAUUAAUGAAAAUCAUUGAUUUUAACUCAUUCACGAAUACAUAUAAUUCAUUCAUUAAUGUUUCAUAUGCUUCUAAAGAAGGUGAGCCAAAAACUAUCGAUAAAGCGGUGUAUGAAAUAA
Messenger RNA from Trichomonas vaginalis G3, 502 nucleotides. RefSeq lists its product as uncharacterized. NCBI's taxonomy places the organism in Eukaryota, Parabasalia, Trichomonadida, Trichomonadidae. The transcript has a single exon. The record is from RefSeq and is a predicted model, not a curated record. The annotation marks the transcript as partial.